CUUUGUGGGCGCUGAUUGCUGUGGCAUGUGCGUCAUCACUUGAGUGUGGGGGGCAAGGGGGGUGCGGGCCUUACACAGGUACGUAUACAAAAAACCAGCUGCAGGUUGAGCUAAAAAUACCCCCAUCCCCGGUCUUCAAAGAAAGGACCCACAUCCACAAAACCCUGAUUUCGGGGCUGUCAGGGAAGAUGAGCCGUGGCAGAGCCGGAGAGGAGAGCCUGUCAGCCCGCAGAAUGCCGCCCCUCUGCCUGCUGCUGCUGCUGCUGCUGCCACCGCUCUCAGGGGCCAGCGCUGCCCUUCCCCUGGGGGACGGCCUCGCAGGCCACGACAGCCACAGUGGGCUUCAGCAGGAAGCGGCAGAAAUAAAGAAAAACAGCCUGUGGACGUUCCUUGCUCGGUGGCACGAGUGGACCUCCCAGGCCAGGGCGGCCCCCUCCGUGGGCCGGGAAGCCAGGGAGGCCUCCAAACGGCAGGACGGCCCGCGCCCCCAGCAGUCCCCACGCCCGGACAGAGUGCCCUGCAGGAACUUCUUCUGGAAGACCUUCUCCUCCUGCAAGUGAGCCCCACUGUGUCACUCCUGCAAGGGACUGUGACGAUGGACCCAAAUAAAACGUGUUGAACA
This is a messenger RNA of Artibeus jamaicensis (Jamaican fruit-eating bat), 622 nucleotides long. It is a transcript of the gene CORT, whose product is annotated as cortistatin. Gene Ontology annotation, cellular component: extracellular region. Gene Ontology annotation, molecular function: neuropeptide hormone activity. The record is from RefSeq and is a predicted model, not a curated record. The transcript is spliced from 2 exons. Gene Ontology annotation, biological process: regulation of cell migration. Lineage: Eukaryota; Metazoa; Chordata; Mammalia; Chiroptera; Phyllostomidae. The coding region runs from base 189 to 560 and encodes 123 amino acids.